CCGCCUCCCGGGGCUGGAGCUAGAGGGUCCUCCGCGGCGUCUUUAAGGCUGCGGUCCCCGCCCCUCCCUCUUUCCCGCCCUCCCCCGCCCGUCCUCCUCCCUGUCGCCUCGGCUCCUCCCGACCUCCCCUGGAGCCGGGCUGCCGGGCGUGCGCGGCGCGCGGAGCAGGUGCGGGCGAGCCCCUCGCAUGCCGCUGCCCGGCCGGAGGUGGUAGCGGCGCCGGGCGCGCUCCGCCCGCCCCUCCUCCGGGCAGCACUCGGGCUCUGGCGCGCGCGGGGACAUGUCGGUGGCGACGGGCAGCAGCGAGGCGGCCGGUGGGGCCGGCGGCGGCGGCGGCGCGCGGGUUUUCUUCCAGAGUCCCCGGGGCGGCGCCGGCGGCAGCCCGGGCUCGAGCAGUGGCUCAGGCUCCUCCCGGGAGGACUCGGCGCCGGUGGCCACGGCGACCGCGGCGGGGCAGGUUCAGCAGCAGCAGCAGCAGCGACGCCACCAGCAGGGAAAAGUGACAGUGAAAUACGAUCGCAAGGAGCUUCGGAAGCGGCUCGUGCUGGAGGAGUGGAUCGUGGAGCAGCUGGGUCAGCUGUAUGGCUGCGAGGAAGAAGAAAUGCCAGAAGUAGAAAUUGACAUUGAUGAUCUUCUUGAUGCUGACAGUGAAGAAGAGAGAGCUUUAAAGUUACGGGAAGCUCUUGUAGACUGCUACAAACCAACAGAGGAAUUUAUCCAGGAGCUGCUCUCUCGGAUAAGAGGCAUGAGGAAGCUGAGCCCUCCACAGAAGAAGACCGUGUAAUUCUGGCACAGGGUGCAACUCUCCCAGAGACGAAGAAGAGUCCUGGGAUUUGGGCUUCAUUAAGACAUUUAUUAAAGCAUAGUUGCCCUUAUGAGAAAAUUUUUUUUGGGGGGGGGUCUCUAUUAGACAUUUAUUCAAGAGUGUUCCUUUUUUGUUUGGGGAGGUUUUGUUAGUGUACUAUUUUAAUAGCAAGACCAGCAGGUCUUUGGUUUCAGCACAACCAAGGAUUAUCAAACCAGGCAGACAAGCAGGAAUGGGUUGAUCCCAGCAGCAUAUUCUUUGAGAAAUCGCAGGUUUAGAACCUAACUAUACAGGGAUGAUGGUUUUCUCACGACUCGUUUGGUAAUACUUUUUCUUAAGUUGUACAGUUGUCUCAGAUGUCAAAUUUCUCGUACUUGUAUAUAUCUACACGCGACUAAGUUAAAAUGUAGACGUGGGUUUUAUUUCACAUUGAUGGGAUACACUUGUGGUUGUCCUUUAAUUGGAGGUCACAGCACAUGGGUUUUCAAGAAGCCACUAGCUAUUCUUCAUGUGACUUCAGCUGACCCUCCAGCAUUCACUUUCUGCACCAAAGUGAAAGAAUUCAGCGUAUCCAUUAUUUUAAUGAGCUACGCCACAAAAAGUUGAGUUGGUCAAGGGCUUAAUUCAUGGACUUCAUAUUAUUUCAUUCAUUGAGAUGCUUUGCCAGGUCAUGUACUUCUUGCCUCGUUCGUGGUAUUUUAAAAUUUUAUGAACCCUUCAUUUGAAGAACUACUCAGAUUUCUAGAGAAAUGCCCACGGCAAGGGGUGUCUCGCAGUGGAAAAAGGGAGCACUGUGUAGCAAUUAACUCUCUGCUUUCAACCAAAUACUGUGUAUUCUUCUCUGUCCAUGAAAGCAGGUCAUAAGGAAGUUAGCAAAUCACCUAUUUUCCUCCUUAGAAAUAGCUCUGGUCAAUUCCAUGCCUGGGUAGCGUUAGACCAGAGCAGGUCAACGGAGGGUUGAACAUGGUAAGAGGUGAGAAAGCCUCCCCUGCUUUCAAGAAAGUUGAUAUAGGAGCAUUGGCUGCUUUGGAAGGGUGGUGGAGAUUGCAUUUCUGGUUCCUCUCAAUGACAUGUGCUGAGGAUUCUGGCUCCUGGCCCCAGUUAUGCACCCUGGCCUCCUUGCUUGGAGCUAGGCUUAGGGCCCCUGCCUCCCAGUAUUGAUCAGUUCCUUGGAGAAGGAUCAAAAUUCAGAUGGAUGUGGGCUGGGUAAAAGGUCAGAGUAGAAACUCUCCCUUUCCCCCCGGAGGCCCCCACCGCCUCCCCACAGAAACCCCACCUACUAUAAGGCAUCUCUAGGCGGCCCUGUCAGAGGACAGGAGUCAGACAUUUUAUAACAAGGGUGCUCUGAACAUAUUUUAUUUUUUAAAAGAACUAUGUUUGUGAAUUUUAUGUAUACUGGCAAGCUUUGGAAAAUGUAUUUAAUUUUGUAAUGUUUACCAAUGAUUUAUUUACAAGCUAUUUACUCAAAUAAAUGGAGCUGCUUACAAA
This is a messenger RNA of Lontra canadensis (Northern American river otter), 2293 nucleotides long. It is a transcript of the gene PPP1R14C, whose product is annotated as protein phosphatase 1 regulatory inhibitor subunit 14C. Gene Ontology annotation, cellular component: cytoplasm. Gene Ontology annotation, biological process: regulation of phosphorylation. Lineage: Eukaryota; Metazoa; Chordata; Mammalia; Carnivora; Mustelidae. Gene Ontology annotation, molecular function: protein serine/threonine phosphatase inhibitor activity. Bases 281 to 784 code for a protein of 167 amino acids. The record is from RefSeq and is a predicted model, not a curated record. The transcript has 4 exons.